UUUUCGUAACCGUCUGACCUGUUAUCAUUAUGCCGCCAAAAGCAAGUGGAAAAGCCGUGAAAAAAUCUGGUAAAGCCCAGAAAAACAUCACCAAGUCCGACAAGAAAAAUCGUAAGAAGAAGAGGAAGGAAAGUUACGCUAUCUACAUCUACAAAGUGUUGAAGCAGGUCCAUCCUGACACUGGUGUCUCCUCCAAGGCCAUGAGCAUCAUGAACAGCUUCGUCAACGAUAUCUUCGAACGUAUCGCUGCUGAGGCUUCACGAUUAGCUCACUACAACAAGCGUUCCACCAUCACCUCCCGGGAAAUUCAAACUGCUGUUCGUCUUCUGUUACCCGGUGAAUUGGCCAAGCACGCCGUCAGUGAAGGAACUAAAGCUGUCACUAAAUACACCAGCUCUAAGUAAAUUACCUUAUCUCGACCAAACUUAAAUCAUUCAAACGGCCCUUUUCAGG
Molecule: messenger RNA, 453 nt
Organism: Cotesia glomerata
Lineage: Eukaryota; Metazoa; Arthropoda; Insecta; Hymenoptera; Braconidae
Product: histone H2B-like
Exons: 2
Coding region: 30-404 (124 amino acids)
Cellular component (GO): nucleosome
Molecular function (GO): DNA binding; protein heterodimerization activity; structural constituent of chromatin
Source: RefSeq, a predicted model, not a curated record